ACAUACAUACAUACAUACAUACAUACAUACUUAGAUCGAUAUAAGUGUCAACUUUUGAAUUACUAGCCACUGUCGUGGCAACUGUCCCUUGAAAGGGUUAAAUAAAAACAAGGGAAAUACGCAACAACAAAAUCAAAGCUUGAUUUCUCAAGCAAGGGGGGCAUAGUUACAUGUUAGACAUAGUACAGUACAAGGAGUUCUCGAACUAUCUUGGAUGCCUUUUGUUUUUUCAAAGACUGGCGGAAGCGCGUUUGUGACAGUGCGUGCGGGAAAUCACCCGUUUGCUCGGUUGGACGGCACCGCCAUUCAACCACACGAGAGUCAUCAGACAGACUCACACUUGCUUGUGUUCCGUGGCAUCUGGUGAAUAAGUGAAGCUGCUCUCUCCGAACUCUGGAAAGAUGAAGACACCAAGCUUUCUUCUAUGGGCGGCCAUCGCGCUUGGCGUUUGGUCUUUUAACGGAUUGCUAUGUGAGGAGGACGAGCACUGUCCGUCAGGAUGGCAUGAGUUCAACGGCAAUUGUUACUACUUUUCCAAAGAUGGGGAGGAAAAAGCGUGGAAUUUGGCCAAAGAUGACUGUUCAACCAAGGGAGGCCACCUGGCCAUCAUCCGCAACGUCGAGGAGGCGGAACUGGCAGCCAGGUCAGCCUAACCACUUAUACGGAGAUCGGGACUGCGGUGCGACGAGGGGCUGGAACGGUCGCUGGAAGAGGGCCUUGAAUUUUGAAUGCUUCGUGGUUCGUCCCUACAUCUGCAAGCGUUGCCAAGAUGGCGAUGCGACUGUGUACAAUGGCAUCAAAGGCACCUGCAAUCUUCAACUGGCCGUGUACCCGAAAGUUUUAGAAGUGCUGCUUGAGGAGCGUCUGCGCCCGGGCCGCAUCAUUGUCAUCCAAGGACAUGUCCCUCAGAAUGCAACUAAAUUUAUCAUCCACCUGUCCUUGGGCCACGGUAAAGACACCCCGGUCCGCAUAGAAGUGGAUUUCAAAGAUGGAGACCUUGAACUGUUGACCCGCGUUGGUAGUCAUGUUGGCGGAGAAUAUGUCAACGAGUUCAUCAAGGAUGAUUACUUCCCCUUCCUGUGUCUGCUGCAGCCUUCUCGGGAGCAAUGAUAGUGCAUUCUCUUUCAGAUGACCAUCGAGUGCCGCAAAGACAUUUUCCUCUUGACCGUCGGCGACAACUACAACGUGCAAUACAACAAUGUUGGUUAUGAACUGCGCGACAUCCACAGGCUGUUGGUGGAGAGAGAUGUGACGGUCACCGCUGUCAGGUUGAUUUGAGGCAAAAAUGGAGGUGCUACUUCCUGUCGGGAUGUCGACGAAGUGACGACGCUUAACCUAAAAUUAAACCUAACCCUUGUGUUUGCAAAAAUCUAUGAUGUAACAUCAGAUUAUUUGAAUUUUUGACAGUUUUGACUACACGGCAGCAUGUGUAACGAACUGCAUUUAUAUUAAGGCUCCAGUUUGUGGAUGAAUUUAACACUCAGUCUUGUCAAACAUCAAAAUGAGUCGAAUGGUACCACUUUUAUUAGGGCUUUCUCACACGAUCAAAAUAAAGGAAUGUCUAUAAUCUCA
Messenger RNA from Corythoichthys intestinalis (scribbled pipefish), 1572 nucleotides. RefSeq lists its product as uncharacterized. The coding region runs from base 505 to 1110 and encodes 201 amino acids. The transcript has 6 exons. Lineage: Eukaryota; Metazoa; Chordata; Actinopteri; Syngnathiformes; Syngnathidae. Gene Ontology annotation, molecular function: carbohydrate binding. The record is from RefSeq and is a predicted model, not a curated record.